Saccharomycodes ludwigii is the source of this 1185-nucleotide messenger RNA. RefSeq lists its product as uncharacterized. Bases 1 to 1185 code for a protein of 394 amino acids. The record is from RefSeq and is a predicted model, not a curated record. Lineage: Eukaryota; Fungi; Ascomycota; Saccharomycetes; Saccharomycodales; Saccharomycodaceae. The transcript has a single exon.
AUGGGUUUUAUAAUACCUGGCUGUAGAACCAAGGACUUCCAUAAAAUCUCAUCAAUACAUCGGAAAACAGCUACACCUCAUAAUGAAAAAACCAGAAAUAAGAAAAAAUACAAUCAACAUGUUAAAAAUUUACUAGCACAGCAACAAGUAGAAUGUACUAGCUACAAAAAUAAUUUGACUAUUGAAACAAUACCAGCCAUUGUAAAGAAAGCUCCAUUGAGGGAGUGUUUAUCUUUGCAACAUUUACCAAUAGAAAUACUAGAAAUAAUAUUCAUAUAUUGUGGGAAAAAUAAUGUUCUCCCCUUGUUAAACAGAUACUUCCUUGAGAUAUUCAGCAAUCCUUCCUCUAAAUUGGUUUUAAAAUAUAUUAUGCACACACAUAUUCACUACGUUGAUAACAAAAAUUCUGUGUUUUUCAGUUUAUCUGCUCUAAAUAACAAACUAUUGUUAUCCGUUAUAAACAAUAACUUAUUUACAAUAUUUAAAAAUGUUACAAAUGUUGUUACACACGAAGAUGAAAUUCGUUAUUAUCGAACUGACGAGCCUUCGAUCACGUUAAAAAAAACAAAAGUUCCUGCUUUCCCGGCUAUUUUUUACAAUGAUGCCGAUAUCAUAAAGGAAUAUAUAUUUGAUCCACUUAAGAAUGGUGAUUUAUACGUUACAACCUCCAUUAUAACUUAUUUAUCUCACACGCACUCCAUUGGAUUCCAAUCGCAUGAUAGUUUGAUAUCUAAAAUUGUAGAAGUGUAUCAUAACAAUGUGGAAACCUACUUUACUUCGCAUUUAUCCAAUGUAUUAAAAACCUUAAUCCAUUAUUUAGCUCCAAAUGGAGAAGCUCAUUUUUUAUCAACAUCAGAACCUUUGAUUAAAUUUAUAAAAUCUUUAAAUCAUAAUUUUCCACACGACAAUAUGAUAUAUCAACAAGAACCGCAUUUCGAUAUACUAUAUGCUAGACAGACUAUCUCGAACACAUACAAAAAUGAUAAAUUGACUUACAGAGAUAUUAAGAGAGAGAUGAUUAAAGAAUUUGCAAAUAUAUGUUAUCCUUGUGACAAUAAUUAUGUAGUUGGAUGUUAUAGUGAUGACGAAUUGUGGUAUACUUUGAAAGAAUCCGGUGAUAUGGUGCUUAUGAAGUGGUUUUGGGACAGAGGUGGUGUUCCUAGUAUUUAUAUAAUGAACUCAUAA